Molecule: messenger RNA, 827 nt
Organism: Ciona intestinalis (vase tunicate)
Lineage: Eukaryota; Metazoa; Chordata; Ascidiacea; Phlebobranchia; Cionidae
Source: RefSeq, a predicted model, not a curated record
AUGGAUUUUACUUCCACUCAACGCAGUAUAGUUGCGCGACAGGACUUUAUGUAAGACCAAGAUGCGAGUAUUAAUAGCAGUUGAUGGAAGCGACAUCGCUGAGCAUGCGUUUAAUUGGUAUUUCAAGAAUAUCCACAAAGACGAAAAUGAGGUCAUAAUCGGCCAUGUUGCUGAGCAACCUUCUAUUUACCAGCCAUAUUUCGGUGGCGUGGUUGCACCGUUUCCUGUUAAUGAACUGGAGGAAAUGAUUCGCAAAACUAAACGUGAAGUUCACCAGUUGAUGACGAAGUUUGAAACGAAGUUGCAUCAGAUGGAAGGAAAGGUGCACCAUCGGUUCGUGUUUGACGUCAUCAAUGACGCAACAGGCGAGGCGUUGGUUCGAUUGGCCGAUAAAGAGAAGUGUGACAUCAUAAUCACAGGGUCACGUGGUCUUGGUGUUGUACGACGUACAAUAUUGGGAUCAGUGAGCGGAUACAUUGUACACCAUGCUCGUGUUCCUGUGCUGGUGUGCCAUAAGUAAAUAACCAUGUAUAAUUCAUUGUGUAUACCAACCUACUACACAAUGGACACCGUGCAUCAUAUACGUGUAAACCCAGUUUAAUUUAUAGUAUAAGUAUAUGUUGAGAUAAACUAGUUUCCACCAUAAAAAUGUUUCUAAAAUAGCUCCACUGGCAUUUAUUAGCAUAUGUAUAAUAUAACGACUGUACGCCAAAUGUUAAUUCAAUUUAUCUCACGUUGUGGUAAAAUGGUUUAAGUUUUCUUUUUUUUCGUCAUUCCAUUUAGUAGUAAACAAAGAAUAUUUACAGAACUUUAUAACCGCAUUUACA